UAGGAUAGACAAUAAUAAUAAUUUUAUUUCAAUUAAUCACUCAUUAGGAAAACAUAUUUUUGUCAAUGCCGCUAUAUUUAGUAGCCUCACGAUAAAGUGCUGAAGUAUAAAAUCAAAAAAUAUUCGAAAACAAAAUUUUCGAAUCAGUUUGUAAAGAAAAAUGUCAAAAACAUUUAUUGCUAAUCCUGAAAUAAGACUUGUUCUUAGUAACAAGAUCAUUCCACGAAUAAAACAAUUGAAAGAAAAUGCUCCUAGUCAAAAGAAUAGUUCAUCAUCAGUGGUAUUUACUGAUCGAGAACUUGAUUUAUUGAAAAAAGUAAAUGAAUUGAAACUAGAGUCAAAAGAAAAUAAAAAGGAAAAAUUAUCACAGAAAGAUAAAACCUCGUCAUUGACUCUACCUGAAGUGAAAAAACUUAAACAAACUCUAGAAGACAGAUAUUUAUGUGACAUCAUAGAAUCAGCUUCAAUUAAACUUCCAGAAAAUGAAGUUGUUGAACGAAAUCCUGAACUGGAGAAAAGGAUUCAGAAGCUGAAAGCUCUACAGGAACAGAAAGUUUACAACUCAAUGACUAAGAAUGUUGAUCAUGCAAAGAAAUUUGAACCAACAGAAACGAUUUCAUAUCAACUGAAACAAAUCAAUCGACAGCUGAUUGCAGUUGCACAGUUUGUAUUCUCUGUGAUUUCUGGAUUCUUCUUUGGAUUCCUGGGAGUUGAACUUAUUGUUGGAAAUUUAGAUUUUGGUUUUCGACUUCUUCUUGGGAUCAUCUGCGCUUUGGUCAUUGCAUUAGCUGAAAUUUAUUUCUUAGCAAAGAAACUCAACGAAGAAAUGCCACAAGAGUCACCAACAAUAACCACAUCACCAGACAAGAAAAAAAAUUAGAUUGGAACAUUUUUUUAUUCAUUUUACAAAAUCAUCAAAUUAUUUAAAACAGAAAUAAAAAGUUUUUGGCAACAAAAAAAAAUUGAAA
Molecule: messenger RNA, 968 nt
Organism: Clunio marinus
Lineage: Eukaryota; Metazoa; Arthropoda; Insecta; Diptera; Chironomidae
Source: the annotation of a GenBank genome assembly